Diaporthe batatas is the source of this 2350-nucleotide messenger RNA. RefSeq lists its product as uncharacterized. The transcript is spliced from 2 exons. Bases 381 to 2171 code for a protein of 596 amino acids. The record is from RefSeq and is a predicted model, not a curated record. Gene Ontology annotation, molecular function: flavin adenine dinucleotide binding; oxidoreductase activity, acting on CH-OH group of donors. Lineage: Eukaryota; Fungi; Ascomycota; Sordariomycetes; Diaporthales; Diaporthaceae.
AAAGACGGCAACCUGUAGACGAACAACCUUUUGCGCUCUAAUCCGAAGAUCGACGUGGGACCACCAUGAGAAACCCAAGACAUUGCCUUAGCGUGGGUGUCGCUAUCGGAAGCAUCAUGUACCCUUUCCUCCUAUCUACGUACCUCUACCUCAUUGUCUGAAGCCACACUUGGAGUGUCACGUCAACACACACCCCGAAUCUCCUUACGAUCACCUUAUAAAGACAAGCCUUUUCCAACCCAUCUCCAAGCCAUCUAAACCCUCUUCUCUCCUACAUUCUAGCCAGUCAAGUUCGUUCUUGAAUCCCACCUCCUACUUGGAUCUCAUGGGAUUCUGAUCCAUACCAUCAGCAUACGGAGACUGCAGACCUUGACAACACCAUGGCUGCCCCUGCUUCACCUGACUACAUCAUUAUUGGUGGUGGCACUUCGGGUCUCGUCGUCGCUAGCCGCCUCGCUGAGGACCCCAACGUGCAGGUCUUGGUCCUGGAGGCUGGCAAAGACCUCAGUGCUGAUCCUCGGGUCAAUGUGCCUGCCUUUUUCACGACCCUUAUGGGCUCGGAUGCCGACUGGAAGUAUAAGUCGGUCGCCCAGCAGGGUCUCAAAGGACGUACCAUCGGUGCACCUCAGGGAAAGGCCUUGGGGGGUUCCUCUGCCAUCAAUGGCCAGGCCUUCAUCGCCCCGUCACAGGCGGAGCUGGAUGCAUGGGCUCAACUAGGCAACCCAGGCUGGGAUUGGGCAGGGCUUGUACCCUUUUUCAGAAAGUUCUACACCCUGAUCCCCCCACCGGACAAGGAGACUCGUGAUCACCUUGGAAUCGACUGGAUAAACGAGGACUUCAGAGGCACCUCGGGCCCUAUCAAGGUGUCCUUUCCCGGCGUUCUGCAGAACCCCUUGGCCAAGGCGUGGAUAGAUGCUUUCCGUACUUUGAACAGCACCACAACUGGAGAUCCAUUUUCUGGCAACUCGCUUGGUGCAUACAGUAACGCAGCUACCGUGGACCCGGAGUCCAAGAUUCGAAGCUACGCAGGUAAUGCGUUCGACAUCCAGCAGAAGCCCAAUGUUAGAAUCGUAACUGAGGCUCAAGUCCUGAAGAUUCUUUUCACCGGCGCUGCUUCUGAUGCCGUUAAGGCAACAGGUGUCCAAGUCUUAGUCGAUGGAAAAUCCCAAGAGUUCAAGGCCGGGAAGGAAAUCAUUCUUGCCGCUGGCGUAUUCAACACUCCUAAGCUCCUUGAAUGUUCGGGCGUUGGCGGCAAGAACAUCUUGAAACAGCAUGGCAUUCCUGUUGUGGUCGAUCUUCCAGGUGUGGGGGAAAACCUCCAAGACCACCUUAUGACUGGCUUGAGCUACGAGGUCAUUGAUGGUGUCGUGACUGGCGACCCACUACUUCGUCAGGAGCCGGAGGCUAUGGGUGCCGCGCAGAAACUCUAUUUUGAACACAAGGCCGGCCCUUUCACUAUGGGAGGCAUGCAGUCACACGCUUUCAUGCCUACCCAAGACGCCGUUGAGGUUCUCAAGACCGCUGUGGGCAAGCCCCAUCGCCCUGAGGAGCAAGAACAAUUCGACAUCAUCCGUGGCAUUCUCGAGAAGCCCGACGCAACGUCCGGCGCCUGGCUGAUGUUUCUCGCGCAAGCGAACCUACACGAGGGCGGGAGUAGCUUCGUUGGCUCGAAGUUCCAUCCCGAGAACUUUGCCAGUCUUGGCUGUAUCCAGUCUCACCCCUUUUCCCGAGGAUGCAGCCAUAUAACCUCGUCGGACCCCAAUGUACCGCCCACAAUCGACCCACGCUAUUUCUCGCACCCAGCCGACCUAGAGAUCUUUGCCCGCCACGUGCGGGACCUCGAUACCAGACUGCGCCCAACCGAGCCCUUAGCCAAGUAUUUCAAGCCGGACGGGAAACGUAACCAUCCGGACGCCUUCAACGUACAGGACUUAGAAGGGGCUAAGAAAUAUACACUUGAUACUGCAACGAGCGCAUAUCACCAAUGCGGCACGGCUGCAAUGUUGCCUCGAGAGAAGGGCGGUGUUGUGAAUUCACACUUGAUCGUGUAUGGCACGGAGAAUCUGCGCAUCGUGGACGCCAGUAUUUUCCCACUAAUCCCGCGCGGUAAUAUCAUGUCCUCAGUGUACGCAGUGGCGGAGAAGGCGGCAGAUAUCAUCAGGGGUCAUUAAGUAAUAAGAGGCAGUGGAAGCUCAACGCUGGUCAAUAUUGCUGUUUUCCAGGGCAAGAUCAUCUUGCACGAGCGCUGUAUUACAUCGUCUGUCUUAAAGUAGUGUUAGGCCAAAGAUGGAGAAACACAGCCCCUUUGGCUAGAUUCACCAGAUCGAAAAUACCUAGCCACUUAACAGUA